GCUGGAUAAUGCGAUGCAUGACUGAGAGACUUGUGCCAUGGUUUGCACCCCUUUUUCAGGCAAUCUUUCGCUUCACUCUCCUUUGCAGGAAGCCUCAAACAAAGUGACCUUAUCAUAAACACAAAAUCAAAAACCAAAAGUUGUCAAGAGAAAGACAACCAGUGGCAGAGUUAUCAGCAACGAUAUGACGGUGGAAGCAACCGACAAGGAAGGUAGUGUUGAAGUGAAAAUCACGAGCAUGAUGACGAGCAAGGAGCUUGAAGACGAGAGUAACAAAGAAGACAAGAAGGACGAUCCUUUGGCGUCGGUACCGGUAGACAAUGAGGUGUCUUCGGAGGCUUCAGAGGAUCUCAAGAAAGAGGCAGAAGAUCUCAAGAAGGAGGUACCCACCCAUGAUCCCACCACAAGGAGCUUUCCUACCAACGCCGAGAGAGGAAUGAUCGAAGACGGAGCGCUUACAGUGUUGGAUGUUCCCAUGAGAGAGUUCAACAUGGGGCCAAUCUCCUUCAAUCCCUUCACGUCCAUGAUUGGCAUCAUCGCGCUGUGGGGUUUGGCCAUUUGGUGCAUGGUCAAUCCGGAGCAAGCCCUCGAGAACUUACUCGAAACUCGCGCCAAUGUGGGCCUUUACUUCACUUGGUUCAUCAUUAUCACCAAGCCCUUGGCCUUUUUCUGGGUCCUUUACAUUGCUUAUAAAUUUGGAGAUGUCAAGUUUGGUGAAAGGGACGAGGAACCAGAGUUCAAUGGGAUGCAGUUCUUCUCCAUGAUCUUUGCUGCUGGAGUUGCCGUCGGAAUCUUUUACUAUGGAGUCGCAGAGCCCUUGUGGCAUCAGGACAGUCACUGGUAUGCCAAUGCGGGGUAUCGUUCACAAGAUGAGAUCGAUCAAAUGGCCAUGACCUACACGCUUUUUCACUGGGGUUUCAUGGCCUGGGCAGUCUACAUUUUGGUUGCUGUAACCACCGCUUUGGCUGCCUACCGAUUCAAGUUGCCCUUGACCUUCCGAUCCUGCUUCUACCCCAUCCUUGGAGAAUAUACCUGGGGCUGGCUUGGUGAUGUCAUCGAUGGCUUUUCCAUUGUGACCACCGUGUCGGGAGUUUGCACUUCGCUUGGAUUGGGCGCGAUUCAGAUCACUGCCGGGUUCCAGCGUCUUGGAUGGGCUGAUAAAGAGUUGACCACCGACGAGCUCGUCCUGAUUCAGACUAUUUUGAUCAUCUGCAUCACUGCCGUUGCUACAGCCAGUGUCAUCUCUGGACUUAGUAUAGGCAUCAAGUAUCUUUCGAUGUUCGCGUUUGGGCUGGGCAUGGUUUUGACCUUUAUUGUUCUUACCUUGGAGAACACACACUUCAUUCUCAAUCUUCAAGUUCAAUCCAUCGGACACUUCCUCCAGUGGACUACAUUCCAAAUGAAUUUCCAAACUGACGCUUUUGGUCAACUUCGCGAGGGCGAGGGCCGUGCAGUUGAUGGAAAUGCCGCCGCUGCUUGGUGGAUGGAAGCUUGGACUGUGUUCUAUUGGAACUGGUGGACAUCAUGGGCCUGCUUCGUUGGCCUCUUCGUAGCCAGAAUCAGCCGAGGACGAACAGUGGGAGAGCUCAUCAUUUACUCCCUGGUGGCUCCCUUCCUCUACUGCCUCUUCUGGUUUUGCAUUUGGGGCGGUGCGGGUCUUCGCCAAUCCCGCCAGGCAUUGGAAAUGCAAGAGUUGGGCCAGGAACACUUCAACGACACGUCAUACUUUCAACAUGGAGUUUCGGACUACUGCUACGAUGUACCGCAGGAAGAUUUGUGGCUCAAUGGAACGCUGAUUUUCACGAACUAUCUGAAGGGCAUCACUCCCGUGUGCGUGUUUGAGAGCACAGAUGCCUCGAGUUUCAACGUUCUCUACAGUUUUUCCUACCCUAGCAGCUUUCCCAACGGCGGCAUGGGCUCUGUGCUGACAGUGCUUUACUUAUUCGCGGUGGCAGUCUACUUUUGCACGUCAUCUGACAGUGGUUCUUUGGUGGUUGAUUUUUUGGCGUCAAAUGGAAAGCAUGAACAUCACUGGCUCCAACGAUUGUUUUGGGCCCUUACCGAAGGUGCAGUUGCGAUUGCCCUUCUCAACGCCGGUGGCCGUGAUGGUCUAGCCGCCGUACAGGCAGCAUCCAUCAUCGCCGGUCUUCCUUUCACCCUCUUCCUGGUUUUCCUGAUGCAGACAAUGUACGAAUUCUGCGAACAGGCAGUCGACGACAACAACAAGUUUUACGAACCGCAUUUACGAAAGGAAUUCAGGAUGCCUGUGUACGGUGGAAUCUUCAAUGUGAUGGAGCUCGCCGCCUCUCUUGGAGGUGUCCACCAUGAACGCGUCGCAAUGGGAAUUGACCGUCCACAGGGCGUCCAUGUUGUGGAGUUCUUUAAGGGAUUGUUCCUUCCGUUCGUCUCCCUCCUUGAAAUUGUGACGACCUUCUACUCGGACCCGAGUCAAAAAAUUUCGAACCUCCUAACGGUGGGCAUUUACACGUUUUUGCACUUUGGUUGGAUUGUCCUCUUCUGCGCGACAUCAGCAUAUCCUGCUCUGCGUGCUUGGGGGUGGGUGUGCUUCUUCAUGAAUGGCUGCCUUUUGACCAGCAUCAAGACUCACUACCGCACCACAAACAGCCUCCACGGCAACAUCGUUGGCGACUUUUUUACUUCGCUGUUCUUCUUUCCUCAAGUCUUCGCCCAGCUCAUCAUUGAAGUCCGUGCAAACGACUUCAUCAGUGGCGCGCCACAGGAAACCGAAGGGUUGAUCGAUGGGGCCGAAGAGAUUUCCCCCGCUGAUGAUUCUCCCGAGCCAACGGUCCCAGCAGAAGAUAAGACAAACACUUCGAAUGUGAAUGUGGCUCUUGGCCCGGAGAUCAGCGCCUAAGAGAAAGACGACUCCCUGAAUCUGCCAAGCAAGAACUAUCCCAGAGUCAUGUCCUGUCAAACCGUUCGGCCUAUGUGGUCGUCAUUCCUACGUGUGAAUGUACUAGUAUUUGUGUUCUGUGUGAAAGAUGCAUGGUUGAAUGUCGUGAAGCAAUUGAUGCUGGCUAAGACUACACGUGCGUGGUAGCUAUGAUAACUGAACUAAACCUAAAAAUGAUGGUACCACAGC
Molecule: messenger RNA, 3103 nt
Organism: Seminavis robusta
Lineage: Eukaryota; Bacillariophyta; Bacillariophyceae; Naviculales; Naviculaceae
Source: the annotation of a GenBank genome assembly